This is a messenger RNA of Rotaria sp. Silwood1, 1038 nucleotides long. The record is from the annotation of a GenBank genome assembly. Lineage: Eukaryota; Metazoa; Rotifera; Eurotatoria; Philodinida; Philodinidae.
AUGGAAAGAAGAAUAAAACGAUCAUCAGACGACACUGUUUAUGAUUACAAUAAUAAAAAAAAAACAAAAUUGUUAAUAACAACAAUUAAAUCUUGUUUUGAAAAUUUAGCAAAUGAAAUUUUUUAUGAAAUAUUUGAAUAUCUUGAUUAUAAUGAUAUUUAUCAUGGUUUCUUUUAUCUUAAUAAUCGAUUUCAAAAUCUCCUUAUUAAUUUAAAUAUUCCAUUUCAAAUAAAUCUUUCAACAAUAUCAAAAUUGCAUUUUGAUCUUUAUAAUAAAAAUAUUUUUCAACCAAAUAAACAUCGAAUAAAUAUUCUUCAUUUAUCAAAUCCAUUUAUAAUUGAACUAAUUUUUUCUCCACCACGUCUUAUUUGUGAUUUUAUUCAUAUUGAAAAAUUAAUAUUUGAACAUAUCAAUUCAAAAUAUCUUGACAAAAUUCUUAAACAUUUAAUUCAUUUACCUAAAUUACAUACAUUAAUUCUUUCUCCUAUUGAUUAUAUUCUAAAUCCAACUAUUAUUUUUAUUCAAAUAUUUCGUUUAAAAAAAUUAAAAUAUUGUAGAUUAACAUAUCGAAUUAAAGAUAAUGAAAAUGUAUUACCAAUAGAUUUUGAUCAAUAUGAACAAAGUUCUAUUGAAUAUUUAAUAAUAAAUAGUCCUUUUCGAUAUGAAUCAUUUCAAAAAUUAUUUAUUUAUCUUUCAAAACCUCGUCAUUUAUCAAUUAAUUAUCUUUUUGGAUCAAAUCAUUCACAGAUAGGUUUUUAUUCAAUUGAAUUAAAAGAUUUAAACUAUGUUUUUUUCGAUCUUCAUUCAAUUCAUUUCCAUCAAUUUGAAGAAUUAAUAAAACAUUUCUUUCAUCAUAUUAAAGUUUUACGUAUUUCAACAUUCAAUGAUUCAUCAUAUUCACAUGCAAAACAAUGGGAAGAAUUAACUUCAUCUUCAAUGCCAAAUUUACAUAUUUUUGAUAUGAAUAAUAGUUAUACUACUGCAAUGCAUCGAUUUUUAUAUCUUUGUUUAAGUGGUCAAUUUAGAUCGAAGCUUUGA